UGUUAUUUCAUCCACCCGUUCCUACCAAUACUAUUCGCCGCCAUCUUGUGAUUUGAUACUUCUCAUAUUGAUUUACCGAAAUAAUAAUUAAAAUCUUCUUUAUAAUUUGAUAAAGAGUGCCAGAUAACAUUAUUUAAUCAUGUUAUUUCUUGAGAUUGAUAAAUAAGCAUCCUACCCUCUAUUAGUUUGAUUUCAAACUGUCGAACUAGCCAACCUCCUCAGUAGCGUGUUCCUUGCUGUUGAAAUCGGUUCAUUUUAUAUUCUUUUUCUGAGAAAAUAAUUGAAUAAUAAGUUAGUCUUUACGUUAAUUGUAAUUUCACUUUUUACAUUUUAUAAUGGUGCAACUACACAAUAUUGCGAUACCUCCGCCCGUGCUGUGGGCUCAGCGAACGAACUGUGUAUUCCUGACUAUUUGUUUGGAAGAUUGUAAAAACCCCGAUAUAAAGAUGGAAAACGACAAAGUAAUUUUUAAUGGGGUGGGUGGAACCGAAAAGAAACCUCACGAGUUAACCAUAAAUUUGUUUAAGGAAAUCGACCCAGAGAAAUCUGCCAAAUUUGUUAGAGAUAGGAACAUAGAAAUCAUCUUGAAGAAGAAAGAAGAAGGACCAUACUGGCCCCAUCUGACGAAAGAAAAGGAGAAGCAUCAUUGGUUGAAAGUGGACUUUGACAAGUGGAAAGAUGAGGAUGACAGUGAUGAUGAAUUUGGAAGCGGCCAACCAGAUGACCUUGAUGAGAUGGUGCGAUCGAUGGGUGGACUGGGCGGCGGCGCAGGCAUGGGCAAGGAGUCGUUAGACGACCUGGACGUGGAGGAGCCAGACUCGGACGACGAUCUGCCCGACCUCGAGUGAACACUCCCAGCCGACCGCGAUACUAUGGUCUUCGAAAGACAUUCUAUUAUGUGUUUCCACGAUUAGGUUCGACAUUGUGUUUUUUUUAUUAUAGCUCUUCAAUUCAACAAGGACGAUAUUAUUAUUAUUCACGAUUUAGUGAUCAUCCCAAAGGUCUGUCAGAAAGGAUUUCUUCUUUCAAACGCAGAAAUUGAGCAUUCAUUCCAAAGUGAUGUGACUUUAUCCCUUUUACUAUCUGAAAUCACCUUAACGGUUCUGUCUCAACUAAUCACAUUAUUGAAGCUAUUUUUAUUCGAUAGAAAUAAAUUUACUUUGAGUGUCUUGAGAGUCGUAGUGUAGCAAGCGUUUUUGAUAUUAUCCGCCAUUUGCAUUCCCUACAAAUAAAAUGAAUUGUGGCCUUUUUUGGAUUGCUGGAUAAAUUCAUAUUUAAUUGUCUCCAUUGCUCUAUAUGAUAUUAAAAGCAUAGCAAUAUUAUUAAUUUUAUUUACUUGUAUGAGUAUUAGUACCGAAAAUACGAUAUUAGGCAACUUAUAAUGUAACCUUUCGCAUCACAAUCUAAGUAUAUUAUGGAGUUUUUUAAGUCACCGAAUCAAAUAUCAAAAUAUCUAACCCUUACUACUUUUGUGGUUUGUCUAUUUAUUUUUUUAGUUUUACUAGUUAAAUUUAUCCCCUGAGAUAUUACAUUUUGUACCUCAAAAUAUUCACAGUUAUUAAUGAAGUAAGUUUCAAUGAAAUUCUUUUUUAGUAGGGAGAUAAUCUGCAAGUUAUUUGCAAGGAUGGUCAGGUCUCCCUGUUCUCUGGUUACUUUUUGAAGCUCAUGACAUCUGUUAUUAUAUUUUAAUGAAUUGAGUAUAAUUGUUAAUUUAGUUCAAUUCUAUGAUUUGCAGUAAGUUUCUAAUUUGGAGCUUUUUUGUACAAUCAAUAAAAAUAUUAUAAUUCUCGAUUGGUUGGUUCUCAUUUUAUAAAUCUUGAUAUUAAAGAAUUUCUCAAAUUUAUUAAAUUAAAUAUAAUUUGUAGAUUGUUCACCGACAUUUAGAACCUGCACCAUUAGGAAUUUGUGAUAAUAUAUGAUCAUUUAUCGCUUUUGUAGGAAAUUCGAAAAAGCAUAAUCUGGUGUAAUAGUUUUUGAAUGAUUGAAUCUGUUCAACUUCUAGUAAAAAACAUGAAAAAUAUCUAUAAUUUUAUAGGUGACAUUCCAUAGUUUACUCUUUCUUGAUUAAGUAUUACGUUGUUUAAAACUCGUGAUAUUUUUAUAUUCAUAUAAUUGAAGGAAUGUUUGAAGUAAAAUAAUCAAGAAAUUGAACAAUAAUCGGAUAUUGAUUCAAUCAUAAUAUUUAUAUCACAUCUAUGAUGUGUUGUUACAUUCAUAUUUAUCCAGUAAUGCAAUAGUGUUAAGCGAUUCUAACGCAAAAUAUUUAAAAGCAAUACAUCCUUUUAAACUCUGUUAUUCUCAUGUAUAUAUCCUGUCUUGAUUUUGUAAUUGAAUUAAUUUUUGAGAAUAAAAAUGUGAUUCGCAUUUAGA
This is a messenger RNA of Nilaparvata lugens (brown planthopper), 2370 nucleotides long. Its product is annotated as prostaglandin E synthase 3. The coding region runs from base 336 to 848 and encodes 170 amino acids. Gene Ontology annotation, cellular component: cytosol; nucleus. Gene Ontology annotation, biological process: chaperone-mediated protein complex assembly; protein folding. Lineage: Eukaryota; Metazoa; Arthropoda; Insecta; Hemiptera; Delphacidae. The record is from RefSeq and is a predicted model, not a curated record. Gene Ontology annotation, molecular function: Hsp90 protein binding; protein-folding chaperone binding. The transcript is spliced from 4 exons.